Myxocyprinus asiaticus (Chinese sucker) is the source of this 1507-nucleotide messenger RNA. Its product is annotated as putative methyltransferase-like protein 7A. The coding region runs from base 69 to 797 and encodes 242 amino acids. The record is from RefSeq and is a predicted model, not a curated record. Gene Ontology annotation, molecular function: S-adenosylmethionine-dependent methyltransferase activity. Lineage: Eukaryota; Metazoa; Chordata; Actinopteri; Cypriniformes; Catostomidae. The transcript is spliced from 3 exons.
AGGCUCUCGCAGCUACUCCCCCUCUUCUAUCAAAUGAAACCGUCAGUGUCGCAGGUCUAUUGCUAAAAAUGACGCUUUUCAUGCACGCGUGCUGUUUUUUACUCAAAAUCCUUACACUACCGCUGCAAGUAGCGGAGUCGAUUGGACUUUUGUCUUUCUACAAACGCGUCUUUCCUUUUAUCGUGUACAGAGUUACGUUCUCGUACAAUGGCAAAAUGAACGAAAAGAAACGGGAAUUGUUUCGAAACUUGGCUAAAUUCCACCCUCCGAACGGCCCUCUGCGGAUCUUGGAGGUGGGCUGUGGAUCCGGGGCGAACUUCGAGCACUACCCGACGGGCUGCAAGAUCAUAUGCACCGACCCCAACAAGCAUUUUCGAAACUACCUGGAGAAAAGUAUGGCGAAGAACGACCACCUCGUAUAUGACAGCUUCAUAGUGGCGUCGGGGGAGAAUCUACAGGCGGUGGACGACAACUCAGUGGAUGUUGUGGUGUGCACACUGGUUCUGUGCUCUGUCAAGGAUACCCCCAAGGUUCUGCAAGAGGCGAAGAGAGUUCUAAGGCCCGGUGGCGCAUUUUUCUUCAUUGAGCAUGUGGCUUCUGACCCCUCAACCUGGACUUACUUUUUUCAACAUGUUCUUCAGCCAUUAUGGUACUAUUUUGGAGAUGGAUGCGAGACAACUCGUACUACUUGGAAGCACCUUGAAGCAGCUGGCUUCUCUGACCUGCAGCUACGACAUAUCCAAGCCCCUCUUAUUUUCAUAAUUAGACCACACAUUGUUGGUUAUGCCGUCAAAUAAUUAAUAUGAAUUUUGUUAAAAAAUAGAGAAAACCCUUCUAAUGGUUAUCUCAAGCAUUUGUUCUUUUCAAAUUUAACAUUUUAAAUGUUUAUGUAAGAGCACUUUGUAUUAAACAGUAAAAUGGCAUUUUUGUUUAAUGUGCAAACAAAGAACACCAAUACUGCAUUACACCAUUUGUGUGAAUGUAUCUUGUUGACCGUGUAACCUGUUUGUAAAACGCAUUACUACCAAGAUAACACAAAGUACAAAAAAGAAAAAAAUACAGGCAAAAAGUAAAAUAAUGAAACACUUUCAACUGGAUAGAACAGAGGCUUUUAAAGAUGCAAUGCAGUCUGUGAAAUGGAAAAAGUUAUAUUAUUGUUUGCUCUGCACAGCAUUGAAGUAAGCUGAAGGACACAUUGCAAGGAAAUGGCACCACAAAAUAUAGUUUGUAAUGUGGGCAAUGAAACUGCAUUUAUUUGUUGAUGCGGUAUAUGUAUUUCUUGUGAUCUGGAAUCAAGCCAGGUUUUGUUAGAUUGUGAAUGCAUAAAAGAGCCAAAUUGACAUCUAGUGGCUAGGAGGUAUAUAUAGCCUAACCAGACGUCUUUUAGAGCUGCUUGAACAAGAUAAACACAAAGUGGAUUACAUUGUGCUUUAAGUGAAUGUUAGUGGCGAUUUCUUCUCUGCUGGCUUAACAUGCCAAAUAAAUAAAUAUUUUUCAUUCACAAUCA